ACUGAUUCUAAUACAGUCCAAGACGCUAGCACUUCAAUUUUGUCGGAUUCGAUUCGAUUGCAUCCUUUCAGUAUUGUUCUAUUAGUUUUCCCAAAACUUUUGGUCAUUGUUUGAAGAUCAUGGCCUCAACAAUCUUGAUGCACUCGAUCCCUGUGAGUCCUACGACCACGAUCGACCUUAGUUCCAGGAAAUCUGUUGCGAGAGGACUUUUCCCUGCCAACCAUAGUCCUAGGUUGGCUCCUCGAGGUGGCUUACGCGUGAGAUGUAUGACUGAGGAGAACAAGCCGGAUCUGAACCCAUCCCCGAAAUCAAAGGUUAGCACCAACUUCAGAGAUGUGUUCGCAUUCAGCGGGCCAGCGCCAGAGAGGAUCAAUGGCAGACUCGCCAUGAUUGGCUUUGUGGCGGCCAUUUCGGUUGAACUGUCCAAAGGCCAAGACUUGUUCGCUCAGAUUAGUGAAGGUGGUAUCCCGUGGUUCAUAGGGACAAGCGUUCUGCUCUCGGUCGCAUCUCUCGUUCCGCUGUUUCAAGGUGUCACGGCCGAGUCCAAAUCGGAUGGGUUGAUGACUUCCGAUGCUGAGUUGUGGAAUGGAAGGUUGGCGAUGUUAGGACUGGUCGCACUAGCCUUCACUGAGUACGUCAAGGGAGGAACACUUGUGUAGGGUUCAGAAUGUAAUCCUCAGAAGCCAAUAAAGGGAACCAUAAUCUUAAUACAAAGAUUGGGCACUAUACCUUCUUGG
This is a messenger RNA of Eucalyptus grandis, 737 nucleotides long. Its product is annotated as early light-induced protein 1, chloroplastic. The transcript is spliced from 3 exons. NCBI's taxonomy places the organism in Eukaryota, Viridiplantae, Streptophyta, Magnoliopsida, Myrtales, Myrtaceae. The coding region runs from base 120 to 659 and encodes 179 amino acids. The record is from RefSeq and is a predicted model, not a curated record.